Messenger RNA from Aspergillus sclerotioniger CBS 115572, 950 nucleotides. RefSeq lists its product as uncharacterized. NCBI's taxonomy places the organism in Eukaryota, Fungi, Ascomycota, Eurotiomycetes, Eurotiales, Aspergillaceae. The record is from RefSeq and is a predicted model, not a curated record. The coding region runs from base 107 to 799 and encodes 230 amino acids. The transcript has a single exon.
CGCCUACGCUCCAGGCAGACAGUUACGCGCCAUCUCAACCAUCAUCCAUCAUCCAUCAUCCCAAGAGCCAUCAUCUAUCUUCCUAGAAUCACAUCUUAACAUCACGAUGAACCACCCAACUAACGAAGCCCCCAUCCCCACCCACGCCAUCAGCAUCAACAUCUACGGCCGCGGCGACGCCACCCUCAACGACGGCCCCUCCCACAUGGGAAUAGCCAUCUACGAGCUCGGCGCCUCGACAUGCACAAUGCACCACAUCCGCAACCCCACCGACGCCGACUUCAUCUACGAUCCACGCGAGCAACCACUUGAAGACGACCCCGUCCUGCGAGGUCGAUGCGAACUAGUCUCGUUCUUGGGAGAAGAAAGCUCGCGCGUCAACAACCUCCUUUCUUCGUUCGGGAACGAUGCAUCGAAUAUUCCUGAAUUCGGGGUGGGGAAUCGUCAGGAUUGGGUUGCGGGGGCGGUUGGGAUGCUGGAGGGCGCCGGGGUGGUGCGGACCGGGGAGGGAGAGUUCUGGAGGAAGAUGAUUAAUCGGAGUGCGGAGGGGAUGAAGGAGGCUUGUGUUGGGUCCGGGAGGAAAUGGGUUGAUGGGAUGGAGUUGGUGUUUGAGGGGAAGGCCGAUGCGAGGUUUGUGGAUGGGAGGGAUGGGGUGGGGAGGUUGAGUGAUAAUGUGGCUUUGAGGGAGAGGAUGCAGUUGCUGACUGGGACGAUGGAGGAGGGGAAGGAGAAAGGGGGGUCAGAAAGGCCGGUUUAUGUUUCGAGUCCUUUUUUUAGUAGGUCGAACGGGGGAGUUUGAGUUGGUCUUGGUCUUGUUUUUGUCGUCUUUGCUGGGUUGUUGGAAUGUGGUUUGAAAGGAGAGGAAAUGGUGAACUUGCAGCGAUGCUUAUCAGGAGAUUAGCGAAUUUCCAUAUAGAAAGAAAUAGUAUAGAGCUAAAAUAGCUCUCGUU